Molecule: messenger RNA, 7330 nt
Organism: Daphnia pulex (common water flea)
Lineage: Eukaryota; Metazoa; Arthropoda; Branchiopoda; Diplostraca; Daphniidae
Product: NFX1-type zinc finger-containing protein 1-like
Exons: 20
Biological process (GO): regulatory ncRNA-mediated heterochromatin formation
Cellular component (GO): nuclear RNA-directed RNA polymerase complex; nucleus
Molecular function (GO): zinc ion binding; helicase activity
Source: RefSeq, a predicted model, not a curated record
UAGCGCUGUUUUUUUUUUACUGUACUUCGCUGUUCGUUUGUGACCGAUGGACAUGCAUAAAUGAUUAAUCGUUAUGGCGUAUAAUAGACCUUUUUCAUUUUUACAAUACGAUCAAGGCAAAGUGUCAGAGGAAACUAGAAAAACUGUUCCGUUGUUGACGCCAAAACCAGCAUCUACUGCAGAGAAAAGUGGUUCAGUUACUGUGUCCAAUGCCACUGCUUUUUUCAAUAGAUCUCAGCAAUCAACUGGUUCAUCUAUAGACAGCGGGCAACAUGGAAUCCAACAGGGAGCAGGACGAACAAGCCAAGAUUUCAAAACAACUAACAGAGUGUUCCCAUCCAGCAAUAGGGAGCGUAACCAACAAAUUUUAAACUGGAGGACAACAGGUGGCCCUUCAAGAGAGGCAAGUCCCACUUGGAAAACUAAUAAUCUGGAUCAGCAGGGUGCAAAACCAAAGCUACAGAAUUUGACUGGACAAUUUCCUUCGAGAAAAAGCCAUGAGUUGUUAACUGAAAGCAAUUCCAAACGGCAAGAAAAUCCUCCCAGUCAUAGGAAGAAUGCCCUAAACUUUUACGGCGUAAAAAAAUUGAUAGAAAACGACGCUCAACCCGAAAUUAUUGCUCGAAAGUUUGCAGAGGCAGAAACUGGACUGAAGCAGUUUUUAGAAAACAACUCUGCAAAUUGGGAUGCUGUGGAAUUGGUUCUCGUGGUCAUUGGCCACUUUUGCGAGAAGAAAGGAGUGGUGUUGUUUCAUAACACUUUUAUAAAAAUCGUUCAAAUUUUAGCCGAAGAGAACGUAUUUUCGAAUCUAAACAGUGUCAUCCUGAGUAUACCAAAAUCUAGAUGCACCAAUCUUGGUCCAAAAAAUGAACGCUUCCGCAAACUUAUCAAGAGCCUCACUUACCUGACGACGGAAAUGCUGACAGUGAUGCCAGCGCUCACUUGUGACUAUCUAGGAGAGCAAUUUGUUGAAGAUAUCUGCGCUCUUAAAAAUAUUCCUUCCAUCCGGGAUACGAAUGUUGAUGAAGUUUUUAGCACGUUUCACAAAGAAGGAGCGGAACGCUUGAAGAAUGCAUGGGAACAACAUUCAAAAGCCAAAUCGCUCCUAACAAAUGAAAGCCAUAGGGAUGCGAUUCGAUUCCAACGGCAGGAGCUGAUGAUUCAUUUGAAACCGCCAGAUGACUUUCGACAACUCAGCGUAAUGCCUGAUUGGGAAGAUGUUUGUGCUGACACCGAUCCUUUUCUACGCCCAAACCUCAUUAAAGGAAGCUACCCAGACGUGGACACUUAUCUCGAUAUUCAAUUCCGGCUUUUGCGUGAAGAUUUCCUAAAUCCAUUGCGCCAAGGACUUGUAGCCUACAGAACCAAGACAGAAAAACAGCAAAAUCAACACAUUCGUGUGGACAACAUUAGACUGUAUUAUGACGUGAAGAUCAAUGCUGACGUCGAGAACCUAGGUCAACAACAAUUAUACACAUUGGAGUUUUCAACCAAAGGAUUGCAACGGGUUAACUGGGAAGGCAGCAAACGUUUGAUUUAUGGAUCUUUGCUGCUGUUGUCAGCUGAUAAUUUCAACUCUUUCAUGCUCUUCACUGUCGUCGACAGAAAACCUGAGCAGCUGUCACGUGGUAGAAUUAAAGCUAAAUUUGAGGGUGAAUCUUUACCAGUGUAUGCCAGUAAAACAAAUUUAGUGAUGGCUGAAACAUCGGUGUUCUUUGAAGCUUAUCGGAGUGUGUUAAUUGCACUACAGCGUAUUAGUCCAGCUCACUUUCCCAUGCAAGAUUAUAUUCUUUGUCGGAAUGUUAUGCCAACUGAACCGGAAUACCUAAAAAAGAUUCCUAUCCCAAUAGUCUACGACUUAACUCCUGUGCGAGUUUCGAACUCGACGACUGAAAAUGGAAAUAAUGAAGACGAUUCUCGUUAUGAAAAAGGCAAAUUGUUGAACCCCGCGCUACAUAGGUUGUUGGCGCAAGUGUCGCUAUUCGGUCAAAGUUUGCCUGAUAACGAAACUCUCGGACUAGAUCCAAGCCAAGCUGACGCCCUUUAUGCCGCUUUAACUAGAAAAUUGGUUGUUAUUCAAGGACCUCCAGGAACAGGGAAAACUUAUUUAGGCCUCAAAAUUGUUCAAACUCUACUGCACAACAAACGGUAUUGGGUAGACAAACCCAAGCCUACUCCUAUAUUAGUGAUUUGCUAUACGAACCACGCGCUAGAUCAGUUCUUAGAAGGAAUCAGUAAGUUUACGAAAAAAAUUGUCCGGAUUGGUGGUCAGUCUAAAUGUGAAGCCCUCCAACCAUUUAUGCUUAUCGAAUGGAAAAAACAGGCUGUUGCUCAAAGAAAAAGACCUCUGCAAUACCGUCAUUGGUUGGCGGAAUCUCGCAGCAAUUUGAACGAAACGAAAAGUGCAUUUGAAAGAAUUCAAAAGACGCAACGUAUUGUCGAAUCUUUCGUCAUCAUUCAUGAGAACUCCCUACUCAAUCUGAAAGUAUUAUCGCAGAUCGAGUAUGUUAAAGUGAGAGCGACGACUACAAUUUCAAACAGUUCCGCAAUCACUCAGUGGCUUGGUGUUCAAUCGAUUCAAACACUCAAGGAAACCCUGAAGGCUUUAAAGAAAAUUUUGCCAAAGACAAAAGCGCCUCCAGUUGCAAUUGAAAAGGCUUUGAAGGAUGAAGAACUUGUCGAGGAGGAGUGGGACAAAGAAGAUGUCGACGAAAUUCAGGGAGAACGUAUGAUGGACGAAGAAGUACACGUAAGCCAAUCAGAUUUCGCCGGGCUGAAAAUGAAAUCAGAAAAAACAAUGGAAUCAGAAGGAAAUAUCCAAUACGCCUUUUCUACACUGACUCUAAACCAGAAGAUAAAUUCCUUACAGGAAUCCUUACAGGAAUUAGAAGGGGAUGAUGUCGAGUUGGUUCAGUUUCACAUCGCUGAAAUCAAGCUACAAAAAGAGCUCUUUCAAGAGAUUCUGAAGAUCCUCCCUACUGUAGACAAAACAGAUUACAAGCAAUUGAUCGAAAGAGACCUUGCGCGUCUUUCUUUUGUGGAUCGAUGGAAAAUUUACUCCUUCUGGAAAGCCGAAAUUUCUGACAUGUUGACUGCGGAAAUAAACUUGUUGUAUGGGCAAUAUCAGCAACAAACAAACGAAAUGAAAGAUGUCGAAACAAUUGAAACUGCCGAGAUUAUUCGUGAAGCCCAUGUUGUCGGAAUCACAACUACGGGGGCGGCCAAGAAUAGAGCGCUAUUGGAACAUCUGAAAUCAAAAAUCGUCGUCGUUGAAGAAGCAGCCGAAGUUUUAGAGGCCCAUAUAGUGACCUCCAUGUCUUCUUCUUGCGAACAUUUGAUUUUAAUUGGUGAUCAUCAACAACUGCGACCUCCAACGACGGUGUAUAAAUUAGCGAAGGAUUACCACUUGGAUGUUUCACUGUUUGAACGAUUGAUCAUGAACGGAGUUAAGCCAAAUGUUUUGGGUGUCCAACACCGAAUGAGACCGGAUGUUGCUCGACUAAUCGUCCCAUCCAUUUACCCCCAUUUGGAAAACCACGAGUCUGUGUUGAGGUACUGGGAUGUUCCAGGAAUGGCGGAAAGUGUAUUUUUCCUGUCUCAUUUGGAACGAGAAAAAGGAGACCAAUCGGAUCAAGAAAGCCGCAGUCAUUUGAACCCGUAUGAAGCAGACAUGGCUUUGGCUCUAGCUCGCCACCUGUUAAUGCAAGGCCUGGAGCCCAGUCAAAUCACAAUAUUGACAACCUAUUCCGGCCAGUUGUUGCAUUUCAAAAAGUUGCGAAGAAGUCACGCAAUUCUCCAGGGCGUUCGCAUCUCAAUCGUCGACAAUUUUCAAGGAGAAGAAAACGACAUCAUAAUCCUGUCUUUGGUGCGAAGCAACGACGAGGCUAAAGUUGGAUUUCUAAAGACAGAAAAUCGCGUCUGUGUUGCACUUUCUCGAGCCAAGAAAGGAUUCUACCUGAUUGGCAACAUGGGCAAUUUAACAGGGAGCAGUAAACUCUGGCGGGAAGUGAACAAAGUUUUGACGUCGAACGGACAGAUAGGGCCUCAUUUCGACCUACAAUGUGAAGUGCAUCAUACUAUCAUCAAGGCGAAUAAAGUGUCCCAUUUUCCGCCAGAGGGUGGAUGUUUCGUCCAGUGCCUCACUCCAAUGCCUUGUGGACACAUAUGCCCCAAAAUUUGCCAUGUUGAGGAUCGUGAGCACACGCGACAAAAAUGUCACGAAGCCUGCUUGCGCUCCUGUUCCGUUGGUCAUCCUUGCCCCAAAAGAUGUUAUCAGGAUUGCAAUCCCUGUUUGACGAGAAUUCCCAAAAUUCUUUUACCAUGCAAUCACACUCAAAUAACUGAAUGUUACAAAGACCCGGAGAAGGAAUAUUGUCUUACAAAAGUUGUUAAGGCUUUACCAAUCUGCAAACACACAAUGGAACUAGACUGUGGUAAGUCAGUUGAGGAAAUCAAAUGUCCGGAACAGUGUGGCAUGCAUCUAGAUUGUGAUCAUAUCUGCAAUCGAAUCUGCCACAAGAGAAGCUCCCACGCCAAAAUGCCAUGCACCCAACCGUGUCGCCGUUUUACCUGCCCUGAAAAACAUCCUUGUCCAAAGCAAUGAUAUGAGGAAUGCGGGAAAUGUCUCGUUGAUGUAGUCAAGAAACUACCUUGUGGCCAUGAUGGGGAAAUCAAAUGCUGGCAACUUCCUAAAGACGCAUACUGUAAAGUGAAGGUCGAGAGAAUUCUUUCCGGCUGCCAACAUACGGCCUUUUUCGACUGUAGCCAAUCCACUGAAGGUUACAGAUGCACUCGUAUGUGUGGGAAACUGCUAUGUAACGAUGGACACAUUUGCCGAAAGCCUUGCUUUGAACCCUGUGGCCCCUGCAAUAUUCAAGUGAAGCGCACACUAGUUUGUGGCCAUGAAACUCAGACGGCUUGUUACAAGGAUCCUCUGGCAAUCAAAUGUAAGUUCCCGAAAGUAGUUACUCUACCCGAUUGCGGUCACAAGGUUGAAAUCGCUUGUAGCGACAAUCCCGAAACAGCCUUCUGCCCAAAGCCUUGUGACACACGUCUCGAUUGUGGGCAUCAAUGCACGGAAUUGUGUCAUGUCAAAAGCGAUCCUCACCAUGAAAAGUAUCUUUGCAAGAAAGCUUGCAAUCGGAAUAAAAUUGAUUGCAAACUGGAUCAUAAGUGCGGGAAGAAAUGUCACGAAGAAUGUGAUCUAUGUAUCACGAAGAUCAAUCGACAAUUACCUUGUGGACAUUCUCAAGUUGCUGAAUGCUGUUUAGAUGAUGAAGACAUCAAAUGCGGGGUAAUAGUCAACAAAACUAUUACUGAGUGUAUGCAUUCGAUUCGUGUCGAGUGUUCCACCAUUGCCAGUCGCCAAUUGUGCAAUCAGCCAUGUGUCAAGUUCAUGAGUUGUGGUCAUCAAUGUAAGAUGCAAUGCAAAGAGACAUGCUCACCAUUAGUUUGUCAAGAACUUGUACGGACUUCAGUGUUAAGUCCCUGUAGACACCCCGUGAUGAAGACUUGCAACGAUCAUCACUUAUCUCCUGUAGUGGAACAGGCACAGGUGGAGAAAUUUCUCCAAGAGUGCCCGCAUAAGUGUCGCGCCAACUUGCCUUGCGAACAUUCUUGUAAAGGAUCCUGUGGGCAAUGUUUCAAUGGCCGUCUCCACAAAGCCUGCGAGGAAAAAUGUGGACGCACCCUAGUUUGUGGACAUAGCUGUGGUGUGAAUUGUGCCAUUUCGUGCCCUCCUUGUAAGGAAGUAUGCCAAUAUCGCUGUCGGCACAGCAGAUGUCGCAAGAAAUGUUGCGAGCCAUGCGUCGAUUGUGUUGAACCUUGUGGUUGGAAAUGUGAGCAUUACUCAUGUUCUCUCAAAUGCUUUGAAUAUUGCAAUCGACCUCGUUGUGAUGAACCCUGUCGGAAACGUCUCCCGUGCGGCCAUUCAUGCGUUGGACUCUGCGGUGAAAUCUGCCCUCCUCUUUGCCGUGUGUGCCACAAAGACCAGCUGACGGAAUUUAUUCUCUAUGGCAACGAAGAAGAAGACGACGCCAGAUUCAUCUACUUGGAAGAUUGCCAGCAUACUAUAGAAGUAGAAGGGAUGGAUCAUUGGAUGGAGAUGAAAGAGGAGGAAACUCGUGAAAUCCAAAUGAAAUGCUGCCCGCGCUGUAAAACCAUCAUCCGCUCAUGUUACCGCUACGGCAAUGUUAUCAAGAAAAAUUUCGAAGACAUUGUGGAAGUAAAGAGGAUGCUUUUGCGCAACCGUGUUAGUUCCAAGGAGAUCAUAGAGAAGCUCCUUAAUCAAAUUAAGGAUUCCGAUGCUCUAAAUAGCGAACUUGCUGGUAAACUUAACCAUGGCAUAACUGAAGUCCUGAAGAAUGAACUGAAAUGCAUACGGGACUUUUUGAAUCCAAACAUGGUCGGAAAAAGGCAAAAGUAUAAAAGUUUGGAUGACGAUACUCGCUACAUGUUUGAAGUCAAGGUUGAUAUCAUUGCGUCUGUUUUGAGCUCCAUCAAAAAUGCUCCCAAAAUUGCUUCAUCUGAAAGUCCAAUAGCGAUUGGAACAAUGGACCCUGCUUUGCUAAAAAAAUUUCUAGGUCGAGCUCAAAACAUUGUUAUAUCGCUCUUUCAUCGCGAACGGUUUUCUGUCCAGGAGUAUGAUUGUUUCAUUGCUGAAGUCAACCGUUUGGAUUUGAUUCGAGUCUAUUUCUUGAUAAAGAGUGCCUCUCACAUGUCCAACAGAAACUCUUUGAUAAGUGAAGAAACCCGACUGGUAGAAGAUCUGUUGAUGAAGAAUACGAAACCACUGAAGAAACAAGAGAGCGAGACAAUCAAAGGCAUUUUUCAGAGAAUUGGCAAAAAGCUUAAUACUGGACUUGGCAUCAGCGAAACUGAACGGGAGCAAAUUGUUAAAGCUAUGGGAUUUAAACAAGGUCAUUGGUUUAAAUGCCCGAAUGGUCAUAUUUACUUAAUUGCUGAUUGUGGUGGGGCGAUGCAUGAAGCCAAAUGUAACGAAUGCGGGGAAAAAAUUGGUGGAGGAAACCAUUCAUUGCGUUCAGACAACAGCCUUGCGAGCGAAAUGGAUGGGGCUCGAUUUGCUGCAUGGUCAGAACAUGCUAAUAACAUGGGCAAUUUUCAAAUACUGGAUUAACCAGCUUUUUUUCGUUUUCAGUCUUAAACUUUUUAUUGUAAAAUUGUCGUAGCUGUUUUAAUUUGGCUUAGAUUGAUUUAGAUGUUAUGAUUAACGCGGCAGAUGUGCUAGAUGCCAGAUUCCUUUAUUUGGAGAUGGUUUUCCGUAUGUUGUGUUUAUAAAAUUGAUUAAUAAUAUACUGGGAGAUAAUUCAUU